GCAGGUCGAUGACCCCACUUGGGAAACACUAGGCUUGCUCAUAUAAGGAGCCCAGGUGCCGCCAGUGUGCUCAGCGAUGGCGUCUGCUCGGUGGCCCUGCCUCAUCUUGGCUCUGCUCUCCGGUGUGGCGGUCUCUGGCUUCCCUAGAAGAUUAUGCCGGCUACUCGGGAAACGGAGCCUCCCGGAAGCGGUGGUCGAUGGCAUCGAAGUCUACGGCACCAAGGUCCACUGCAAGGUGACCUCCCGCUUCGCUCACAAUGUCGUCACCACCAGGGCUGUCAACCACGCAGACACUGCCAAGGAGGUUUCUUUCAAUGUGGAGCUGCCCAAGACAGCCUUCAUCACCAACUUCACCUUGACCAUUGAUGGUGUUACCUACCCUGGGAAUGUCAAAGAGAAGGAAGUUGCCAAGAAGCAGUAUGAAAAGGCCGUGUCCCAGGGCAAGACAGCUGGCUUGGUCAAGGCCUCUGGGAGGAAGCUGGAGAAAUUCACCGUCUCAGUCAAUGUGGCUGCAGGCAGCAAGGUCACCUUUGAGCUAACCUACGAGGAGCUGCUGAAGAGGCACAAGGGCAAGUACGAGAUGUACCUCAAGGUCCAGCCCAAGCAACUGGUCAAGCACUUUGAGAUCACAGCAGACAUCUUCGAGCCCCAGGGCAUCAGUACGCUGGAUGCUGAAGCCUCGUUCAUCACCAAUGACCUCUUGAGCAGCGCUCUCACCAAGUCCUUCUCAGGGAAAAAGGGCCACGUGUCCUUCAAGCCCAGCUUGGAUCAACAACGUUCAUGCCCAACCUGUACGGACUCCCUCCUCAAAGGAGAUUUUAUCAUCACCUAUGACGUGAACAGAGAGUCUCCAGCCAAUGUGCAGAUCGUCAAUGGCUACUUCGUGCACUUCUUUGCACCUCAAGGCCUUCCGGUGGUGCCCAAGAACGUGGUCUUCGUGAUUGACGUCAGUGGCUCCAUGCACGGUCGGAAAAUGGAGCAGACAAAGGAUGCCCUCCUCAAAAUUCUGGAGGAUGUGAAAGAGGAUGACUACCUGAAUUUCAUCCUGUUCAGUGGAGGUGUGACCACUUGGAAAGACACUUUAGUUCAAGCCACUCCUGAGAACAUCCAGGAGGCCCGGAAAUUUGUGAUGAAUAUUCGUGACCAAGGAAUGACCAACAUCAACGACGCGCUGCUGAAGGGCAUCAGUAUGCUGAACAAGGCCCGGGAGGAGUACAGAGUCCUGGAGAGGAGCACCUCCAUCGUCAUCAUGUUGACCGACGGGGACGCCAAUGUGGGUGAAAGCAGACCUGAAAAAAUCCAAGAGAAUGUGCGGAAUGCCAUUGGUGGCAAGUUCCCCUUAUAUAACCUGGGCUUUGGCAACAAUCUGAAUUAUAACUUCCUGGAGCGUAUGGCCCUGGAGAACCACGGGCUUGCCCGCCGCAUUUAUGAGGAUUCCGAUGCCAACGUGCAGUUGCAGGGCUUCUAUGAGGAGGUGGCCAACCCGCUGCUGACAGAUGUGGAGAUGGAGUACCCUGAGAACGCCAUCCUGGACCUCACCCAGAACAGUUACCAGCACUUCUACGACGGCUCUGAGAUUGUGGUGGCUGGGCGCCUGGCAGAUGAGGACAUGAACAGCUUUAAGGCGGACGUGAAGGGCCACGGGGCCAUCAACGACCUGACAUUCACUGAGGAGCUGGACAUGAAGGAGAUGGAGAAGGCCCUGAAGGAGCGGGACUACAUUUUUGGGAACUACAUUGAGCGGCUCUGGGCCUACCUCACUAUCGAGCAGCUGCUGGAGAAAUGCAAGAAUGCCCAUGGCGAGGAGAAGGAGAACCUCACAGCCCAGGCCUUGGACCUGUCCCUCAAGUACCACUUCGUGACUCCACUGACCUCCAUGGUGGUGACCAAGCCUGAGGACAACGAGAACAAGACAGCCAUUGCCGACAAGCCUGGGGAAGGGCCUGUGGAUGCAGAAGUGAUCCCCUCCAUGGCUUACCUGACCAACUCCCAGCCUCCCCAGACAACCUACUACGUGGAUGGGGACCCCCACUUCAUCAUCCAAGUUCCAGAGAAGGACGAUGCCAUCUGCUUCAACAUCGACAAAGACCCAGGCACAGUGCUGCGCCUCAUUCAGGACCCUGUCACAGGCCUCACAGUUAACGGGCAGAUCAUUGGUGAGAAGAGAAGCAGCCUGGACUCCCAGACCAGAAAGACUUACUUUGGCAAGCUGGGCAUUGCCAAUGCUCAGAUGGACUUCCAGAUUGAGGUGACACCGGAGAGGAUCACCCUGUGGCAUGGGGCUGCACAGAGCACGUUCAGCUGGCUGGACACGGUCACGGUCACACAGGAUGGACUGUCUGUGACGAUCGACAGGAAGAACAUGGUGGUCUCCUUUGGAGAUGGGGUUACUUUUGUGGUUGUCUUGCAUCAGGUGUGGAAGAAACAGCCCAUCCACCAUGACUUCCUGGGCUUCUAUGUGGUGGACAGUCAUCGGAUGUCAGCACAGACACAUGGGCUGCUGGGACAAUUCUUCCACCCCUUUGACUUUAAAGUGUCUGACGUCCACCCAGGCUCUGACCCCACAAAGCCAGAUGCCACAAUGGUGGUGAAGAACCAUCGGCUGACAGUUACCCGGGGCUCCCAGAAGGACUACAGGAAGGACAUCAGCAUUGGCACAAAAGUUGCCUGCUGGUUCGUCCACAACAAUGGGCAAGGGCUGAUUGACGGCGUCCACAGCGACUACAUUGUCCCCAGCCUGUUCUGA
Molecule: messenger RNA, 2746 nt
Organism: Orcinus orca (killer whale)
Lineage: Eukaryota; Metazoa; Chordata; Mammalia; Artiodactyla; Delphinidae
Gene: ITIH3
Product: inter-alpha-trypsin inhibitor heavy chain 3
Exons: 22
Coding region: 77-2746 (889 amino acids)
Biological process (GO): hyaluronan metabolic process
Molecular function (GO): serine-type endopeptidase inhibitor activity
Source: RefSeq, a predicted model, not a curated record